AUGGAUCCUUCUGUGUAUGGUGCUGCUUUUUGUGCGAAAAGGGGGUUCUCCCAUCAACAAGAUGACGCGGAUUUGGCCGCAGACAUUGAAGGUACACCUCGAAGGAUGUUUAACAUGGCUAAACGACGACAGUUAGUUCGGAGUAACCGUUCGGCUGACUACCGCAAUGUCGAUUCGCCUGGAGAAACACUGGACCUGAUUUCCGGGCAUGUGAACCGCUACCAGUCUACCAGCAUGGACGCCUUGCCUAAUUUGCUACAACGUCGCAACUGUGGGUCCGGCAACGACUGCAGCCCGCCCAGGCCUUGCCCGGACGGGUUGUCCGAUUACCGUCAGCUAGCCCAGUCUCAGUUUCGUCGUCUCUACUAUGAUCUGAGUCGAGGUAUUGGUAUUCGUGACGAAGGUCUAAGUUACCUUUUCAAGAGCGGUGUGAACGACAUCAGCACGUCUACGUAUGGCAUGUACGGAGAGAUCCGCCCAUCGUGUCUUCACAAGAUCUGUGCAGAAAUGCAGCGUUUCGGUUUGGAUAAUCGCAGUGUGAUUUUGGAUCUCGGGAGUGGGCGCGGUGCGCCUAACUUUUUGUUCUCUCACCGUGUCCAGGUCUUUGCUUCCAUUGGUAUCGAGCUGUGCCCAGUGGGCUAUGCGUCAUCUGUUCACAAUCUUGUGCACUACCUAAAGGUGGACGUAUCUCGCCUUAUUUGCGAGGUCACCGGUUUUGGUCAGAACUUAGACAUCAGGCCUUUCACUCCCGUUGGAGAGAAAGAGUGCCCGGUAGGAAUAUGCGAUACGGAUACGUCGUUGAAAACGCCAGUGACAAAACGAUUAUCUAUGCUAAAUGGUUAUAGUUGUAACUCCAGCCCCGCAUCAAAACAGACUACACAAUCUGACAGCGUCACUACGCAGUACCAGAGCUACUCAAUGUACGCGGAUGAUACGUGCGCAACUCCGGUGGCUUUAACUUCCUCAAGGAGCAACAGUGAUGACGGGUGUGAAUAUUAUCGUGCACUUCAUCGCUUUUCCACGCUUCCGUCGACUUUGGGUGUGGGUUUUUGCAACGAGGACAUUGCAGCGUUUGACAACUUCAACGGCGCUUCUCACGUAUAUUCGUUUGACGUAGCUAUGGAGAAAGCACUUGUAAACAACAUGGUACGGCAGUUUAUAAACACACGUACGGCAUGGCUUUUUGCUUCGUUUAACGGCGAUUUGAUUGAACAUUACGAGUUGAGCAACUGUUUUUUGGCAUCACGUGUGCCGUGUCAAAUGUACAAGAGCGGUGAGCGGCGAUGUUGUUACAUCUACGUGAAGCGUGAUUGGCAGCUUAUAAAGCGCGAACACGAUGCCCAGAUAGAAGAGCUGUUUGGACUGUCGACUUCUGUAAUUCCUGCUCACGUCGAAGCUAUGCCUGCCAUUCCUGUCCAUUUGGCACACCCAUCUGAUGCAUUAGGGUUGAACCUUUGCACAGCGGGUUGCAGAUUUACAAUGCCGAUCCCUCCGAUUUACAGAAAGCCGGCACAAUUCCACAUAGCUGCUGCUCCACGAACCACAAAAAGCGUACUCCUGUCCCGGUUUAACGAGCCUGUUGACGUUCUCGAACUCGUUAAACUGACAAAAAUGCCGCUCGAGGUUCAGUUGGGCUGGUAUUUGUUAAAAAUAUCGCGCCCUGAUGUCGUGUUAACUCGCUCCAAGCGCAUUAACAGUCUGGACAAUAUGCGUCGAAGCCUUUGUGAGGAUCGCAGCAAGCUGUUGGAGAUCAUUGCGACUUCCCCCGAGCCUACAAUUGCGAUGAAAUAUGUAGGCAAUCUUCAGCGUCACAUACGGCAACAAUACAUGCCCGUACGUUGCUUCCCUACCCCUACGACAUGGGAGGACUCCGCAUAA
This is a messenger RNA of Babesia sp. Xinjiang, 1878 nucleotides long. RefSeq lists its product as uncharacterized. NCBI's taxonomy places the organism in Eukaryota, Apicomplexa, Aconoidasida, Piroplasmida, Babesiidae. The transcript has a single exon. The record is from RefSeq and is a predicted model, not a curated record. Bases 1 to 1878 code for a protein of 625 amino acids.